AGCAUCAUUCUUGGGCGGCUCGUUUACCCAUCGCGCAACUCGCUCAAUGGACCUCACCUCUCCACCUGUCCCUCGCUACCGCGUGUCAAAGCUGUCACACCUCCAAACGUGUCACAUCGGGAUCGCAUAUUCGAGCCGCCGACCGCCUCUUAAUCCUAUCAUCCGGCUGUUCGGCGGUUCGCCAGUACAGUAUGAUGAAUUCGACGGCUGAGAUGGAUUCGCGCUCAUCCAUUCCUGUCGCGUUCUUUCGUUCCCGGCUCCUCGCACUAGCGGUCCGUCCAUGACCCAUCGCCCUCAUAUGGCGGACGACGAGUCGUGGCCCAGUCUCAAUCUGGCGAACUGACUUCCGUCUCGAGGCAGUCCGGGGAGAGGGAGCGCUAGGAGCAGCUGCAGCAGCACCCAGCAGCAGCAGCAGCGGCAGCAGGGAGACGGGCGACUGACUGUGUGACGGGCGUCAGCUGUUGCGUCAAAUCGCCAUGCCUGGUUGGCCUGUCACUCCAACUCGCCCCACUAGCGGCGGGGUGAUCGCGUCCCCUGCUCUUGUCGCAAACCUUCCAUUCUGCCACUGCUCGGCAGAUCUUACGCGCUAUGCCGCUGCAACCGAAUCCUCUCCCCGUGAUCGCGCGUCUCUCGCUUCGCUCCGCGUACUAUCUCGCUCCUCUCCACGUGCAGUCCUUUCCUCCUCUCCUCACCUACGCCCUCCCCCACCUCGCCCUCCGCUCCUCACGUGCAUCACUCGCCACUCCUCGCCUUUCUUUCCCUCCCGCUCCUCGUCGCAUGCCGUGCAUCGGUUCAAAAUGCAAUUUCGACCGUCCAGACCUUCGCAUCGACGGCCAGGCCUUUCUGCCGUAGGCCCUGGGGCAGAGGGGAUGGGCGCAAUUGAGACGCGACGGGGGAAGGGGGCAGAGGCAGGGAGAGGAUCCGAGGAGAGUAGCCUGGGAGGGAGAGAGGGAGGGGGGACGGCGGCAAACUUGUUGCCCAGACACACAGGCCCUCUGUCUGUGGAGCAGGACGGACAUCAAGAGGUUCGGCAGGAGGUUUGGCUAGAGGGUCGUCAGGAGGGGGAGGUAGGACUGACGGAAUCCUUGGCGAUGUCAGGCAAGCAGCAGCAGGUGCAGCAGGAGGAGGCGCAGCAGCAGGAGGCGCAGCAGCAGGUGCCUAGAACCAUGGCGCAGGCAAUCAGGUGCUUCGUGAAGCAGCCAGGAGUGCUGCUAGGCAUCGCCGCCAUGCUCUCCGCCAUCUGCCUGCGAGCCAUGCACUUACACUGGGGCAUCCAAGAUACUGCUGUGGCUGCAGCAGCCGUGUGCUGGUGGGUGCUUCAAGAGUGGGUUCUUCACGCCAAACUGCUGCACAGCUCCUUCGCCUGGUGGGGUCGGUCCAUCCAUGCGAAGCACCACAGCCGGCCCUACCAUCAUGUGUCAGUGGAUGGGCCAAAUGUCGUUCUCCUGAUCAUCACUGGUGGUGUCGUUGUCUCGCGUCUCUUGCUUGGGGCAUCAACUCUUUCGCUGACUGCUCUCAUGGCCUUCUACCUUACGGCUCUGACGUACGAGUGGACUCACUUUCUGUAAGGGCGAACUCUUUCACAACAGGUUGUCUGCAUGUUUUGCAAGUAAAUCUUCCCGACCCUUAUGACGUACCAUUCGUGUUUAUCUGUUCACCCAUUCAUGCAUCCAGAGUGCACACUCAUGUGCCCAUGCAUUCACGAAUUUCUCGUGCCAUCAAGAAUGCUCAUCUCAAGCAUCACCUACGAGAUGCGAGAUAUUGGUUCAGCUUCAUAUGCCCUCCACUUGACAAUGUGAUGGGUACAGUUCCUCGUACAUUACACAGAAACUGAUGGCAAGGCAAGCAUGUCAUAUAUGGAGCAAAGUAUGUCAAAUAUGUGUAUCUCCUAUGUUUGUAUAGACUGUAUAGGGCCACCUCUUAGAGGGUACAACACUUAGGUAUAUUCACCUGUACUCUCUCUCUAUUCAACAAUUCACUUCUCACUU
Closterium sp. NIES-67 is the source of this 1988-nucleotide messenger RNA. Lineage: Eukaryota; Viridiplantae; Streptophyta; Zygnematophyceae; Desmidiales; Closteriaceae. The record is from the annotation of a GenBank genome assembly.